UGUCAUUCAUUCAUUUAGGUUAUCUUUUUUUUGCAAACAUUCAUAGUAAGUGUUAAUUUAUACCAGAAGCGAUACAAUUAAUUUGUAUGCUUGUUGCAAAGAAAUUGUAUUCCAAGUUGUUAGCACAUCAUCUGCAUCUUUCGGCUCUGGCUACAAAUCCAGCGUGCAGUGACUCAACAGCAUUGAACGAAUCGUCUUUAAUUGCAAAUUCCCCAAAAAAUAUGGAUGAUGAUAAAUUCAAAUACGAAUCUGGUGCAAGUUCUAUUGCUUUUGUUACCGCGCCUGAUAAUGAAAUAGCAAAAAAAUUAGCUAAAGGAUUGGUAGAAGAAAAAUUAGCCGCUUGUGUGAAUAUAAUUCCAAACAUACAAUCAGUGUAUAUGUGGGAGGGCAAACUUAAUGAGGACAAUGAGUAUUUGAUGAUAAUCAAAACGGGAACAAGCCGUGUAAUGGAAUUAACAAAGUGGGUGCGUGAUAAUCAUCCGUACAGUGUCGCAGAAGUUAUUACGCUUCCAAUUGAAAAUGGAAAUUUGCCGUAUAUGAAAUGGUUAUCAGAAUCUGUGUCACCCAAAAAAUAAUAUAAUAUAAAAGAUUGAACAUAAAUAGUUACAAUUCAAAGAUGAAAGAGAAGUAAAAUCCGCAUCACCAUAGACAAGUUACAUGUGGAUAUCACCAUUUUAACAAUUUAUUGCACUGUAAUGUAUUCUACAAAAUAUAGAAUAAACGUUUUCGUAAAAAUAUUUUAAA
Lucilia cuprina (Australian sheep blowfly) is the source of this 744-nucleotide messenger RNA. Its product is annotated as protein CutA homolog. Bases 87 to 575 code for a protein of 162 amino acids. Gene Ontology annotation, molecular function: copper ion binding. The transcript has a single exon. The record is from RefSeq and is a predicted model, not a curated record. Gene Ontology annotation, biological process: response to metal ion. NCBI's taxonomy places the organism in Eukaryota, Metazoa, Arthropoda, Insecta, Diptera, Calliphoridae.